CUCCGGUCACUCUUAUCACUCGAGUCCUGUGCAUUGAGGGAGGUCCUCGCUCCAUUAUCAGAAGCACCGCCGAGCACACAAGCGUCAAUCAUGACAUUCAAGCGCAGGAAUGGUGGCCGCAACAAGCACGGCCGCGGCCACGUCAAGUUCAUUCGCUGCUCCAACUGCGGCAAGUGCUGCCCCAAGGACAAGGCGAUCAAGAGGUUUCUCGUGAGGAACAUUGUCGAGCAAGCUGCAGUUAGGGAUGUCCAGGAGGCCUGCGUCUACGAGACUUACACUCUUCCCAAGCUGUAUGCCAAGAUGCAGUACUGUGUGUCCUGCGCGAUUCACUCGCACGUCGUGAGGGUUCGUUCUCGCACCAACAGGCGGAACCGGGCGCCUCCUCAGCGUUUCAUCAGGCGCCGGGAUGAUAUGCCAAAGCCUGGACAGCCUGGUCAGGGACCACCACCUCGUGUUGGAGGUCCGCCUGCUCGUACUUGAAGAGCUAAAAUGAUCUCGCGUCUUUGAAAUGCCUCCUUCAGAGUUAUCUGGAUGGAUUUUGAUGUUUCAUAGCUGUUGGAUUUUGGGGAUUUUUAAAGGAGUGACGUACUUUCCUAGUUAACGUACAUGGUUAUUUGAUGUUUGUUUGCCUGAUAAACCGGAUUGAGAAGCCCCAGAAGUUUUUCCCUUUUUU
Messenger RNA from Rhodamnia argentea, 673 nucleotides. RefSeq names its product 40S ribosomal protein S26-3-like. Gene Ontology annotation, molecular function: structural constituent of ribosome; mRNA binding. The transcript is spliced from 5 exons. The coding region runs from base 91 to 480 and encodes 129 amino acids. Gene Ontology annotation, cellular component: cytosolic small ribosomal subunit; ribosome. NCBI's taxonomy places the organism in Eukaryota, Viridiplantae, Streptophyta, Magnoliopsida, Myrtales, Myrtaceae. The record is from RefSeq and is a predicted model, not a curated record. Gene Ontology annotation, biological process: translation.